Molecule: messenger RNA, 201 nt
Organism: Dovyalis caffra
Lineage: Eukaryota; Viridiplantae; Streptophyta; Magnoliopsida; Malpighiales; Salicaceae
Source: the annotation of a GenBank genome assembly
AUGGCUGCGGCGGUAGUGGUCGAAAAGAUAGAGAAGUUUAAUUCUAAAAGAGAGAGCCGACACACAUCAAAAACUCACAAACAAAGAAGAGUCAGCCUCCUCCUUCAUAAAUUCAACUCCACCGUUUCACCGCCGGCUCGUAGCCGCUCCACCAUUACUAAUCCAGAACGACAAGAGAAGAAAAGCUAUACAACAAGCUAA